CCGUCUGCUCCCUGCUAGAGGAUUUUUUGGGAGGCUGCCGGAGAUACCUUGCCCGGGACAGAAGAAAGGAUGAAGCUGCACGUGGUCCUUCUGCUGGGGCUGCAGAUGCACCUGGCGACCUCUCUCAACCCCAGCGACCCCAAUGUUUGCAGCUAUUGGGAAAGCUUCACCACGGCGACGAAGGAGUCCUAUGCCCACCCCUACGCUCAGGCCUCCAAGGACUCAUGUGAUGGAACCUGGAGUUUCCUCAAGCCGUGCACCCAGCACAAGAUUGUGUACAAGACAGCAUACCGACAGGCGGUGAAAAUUGACUACCGGAAGAGGUACCGCUGUUGCCAGGGCUACUACGAGAGCGCAGAUAUUUGUGUCCCCAGCUGUACCAAAGAGUGUGUCCACGGGAGGUGCGUGGCUCCCGAUCAGUGCCAGUGCGAACAGGGAUGGAGGGGCACAGACUGCUCCAGCAUGUGCGAUGGCCGGUCCUGGGGGCCCCGCUGUGAGAACCCCUGCCAAUGCGGCGAUGGGGGAGCUUGUGACCCCCUCACCGGAGCCUGUGUCUGCUCGCCCGGGUACAAGGACCCCAUGUGCAAAGUCCCCUGCGACCCAGGCACCUACGGGGAGGGCUGCCAGCUGGAUUGCUCCUGCAAGAACGCGCUCGAGUGCCAUGGAGAGACCGGGGCAUGUCUGUGUCAGCCGGGAUUCACCGGCACCUACUGCGAGGCCCAAUGCCCCAACACCUCCGACGGGCUCCAUUGCCCGGCUUACUGCCCCUGCCAGAACGGGGGCAUCUGCCACCCCCCAAACACCACCCACUGUGUCUGUCCUCCAGGAUGGAUGGGCACCAUCUGCUCCAUCCCGUGCCCCCAAGGGAGGUACGGCUCAGGCUGCCUGGGGGAGUGCCAGUGCCACAACAACGGGCUGUGCGACCCGGUCACCGGGCGUUGCCAGUGCGCUCUGGGCUACACCGGAGAGCGGUGCCAGGAGGAGUGCCCCAUCGGCAAGUACGGCCAGGACUGCGGCCAGGCAUGUGACUGCACCAACGGGGGCCGCUGCUUCCACAUCAACGGGGCCUGCCUGUGCGAGGCCGGCUUCUACGGGCCGCGCUGCGAGGAGCGCGAGUGCCUGGACAGCCUCUACGGCUUGGCCUGCCACCUGCCCUGCCUCUGCAGCCCCCAGCACAGCCAAAGCUGCCACCCCAUGAGCGGAGAAUGCACCUGCAAACCGGGCUGGGCGGGCCUGCACUGCAACGAGACCUGCCCCCACGGAUACUACGGGGCCAACUGCCAGGAGCCCUGCCUCUGUCUGAACGGAGGGACGUGUGAUGGGGCCACGGGGCUCUGCCACUGCGCCCCGGGGUACACGGGGGAGCAUUGUUCCAGCUACUGUCCCGCCGACACCUACGGCGUGAACUGCUCCAUGCAGUGUGCCUGCAAGAACGCCUUCGCCUGCUCCCCCAUCGAUGGCGCUUGCGUCUGCAAAGAAGGUUGGCACGGAGGGGAUUGUUCCAGCCCCUGCCCCGCCGGCACCUGGGGCCCCGGGUGCAACGAGACCUGCCGGUGCGCCAACGGCGCCGCCUGCAGCCCCGUCAGCGGGACGUGCUCCUGCGCUGCCGGCUGGCACGGCAGCAGGUGCCAGGAGCCGUGCACAAACGGUGCCUACGGGCCCGGCUGCAGCAGUCAAUGUGACUGCAGCCACGCGGACGGCUGCUCCCCCGUCACAGGACAGUGCCACUGCCGGCCGGGAUGGACAGGGCCCCGCUGCAGCCUGGUCUGUGACCACGGCUUCUGGGGGCGGAACUGCAGCCAGCCCUGUGCCUGCAAGAACGGAGCCGCCUGCUCCUCAGAGGACGGGAGCUGCAGCUGCGCGCCCGGGUACCGCGGCCCCGCCUGCCAGCGCCCCUGCCAGCCCGGGCGUUACGGCAAGAAGUGCGCGAUGCCCUGCCGAUGCUCCAACUACUCCACCUGCCACCACGUGGACGGCUCCUGCGACUGCUUCCCCGGGUGGACGGGCAGCGACUGCUCACAGCCCUGCCCGCCCGGCACGUGGGGAGAGGCCUGUGGCCGCACCUGCCAGUGCCCAAACGGAGGCCGGUGCAGCACCGUGGAUGGGACUUGCUCUUGUCCGGCCGGCUUGACCGGCAGACACUGCUCGGAAGGCUGCCCCCUGGGGAGCUACGGGGAGAGCUGUGCCCAGGCAUGCCAGUGCCAGAACGAAGCUCAGUGCGACCCAGCGACCGGGAGAUGUCUGUGCUCCUCCGGGUACACCGGCGCCCACUGCGAAACCAGGAGCCCCGAGCACCCCUUCACCAUGGUGCCAGCUGUGCCGAUGGGGUACAGCUCCCUGGGGGCGAUCAUUGGCAUCAUCGUCCUGGUGAUCCUGCUCGUGGCGCUGCUGGUGUUUUUCCUGUGCUACCGGCACUGGCAGAAGGGCAAAGAGAAUAGACACCUGGCCGUGGCCUACACCACGGGGCAGACGGACAGCUCGGAGUACGCGGUGCCAGACGUCCCACCCAGCCACACGCACUACUACUCCAAUCCGAGCUACCACACCCUGUCGCGGUGCGUGCCGACCUCCCCCGCCCCCAACAGCCAGGACAGGGCGAGCUCCCUCAAGGUGCCCUGCAACCAGCACUUCUCCAACAUAAAGAACGUGGCCUACGGGCCGGACUGUAAUGCCUCGCUGCCUGCCGACUGGAAGCACCACGGGGUGCCGGCGCUGAAGCCACGCGAGCGGGGGGGCAGCCCCAUGGACCGCAGCUACAGCUACAGCAACAGCCUGGGGAAGUACUACAGCAACGACUACAUCAAGGAGGAGGCCCUGCGCGCCAGCAACAGCUCGCUGAACAGCGAGAACCCCUACGCCACCAUCAAGGACCUGCCCGAGCUCAUGGCCAAGCCCUCGGAGGGCAGCUACAUGGAGAUGAAAUCCCCCGCAAAGCGAGAAAUGUCCUACGCCGAGAUCGGGCUCUUCGAGGAGCCAGCCGCCGGCUCCAGGGCAGAAGAGAGUUGCCCCCCGGGGGCAGAAGGUGUGUCUCCAGCAGCCCCCAGCAUCCCCCCCAACCAUUACGACUCCCCCAAGAACAGCCACAUCCCCAGUCACUACGACAUGCCACCUGUCCGGCACUACCCUCCAUCCCCGCCACUCCGGAGGCAGGACCGGUGA
Molecule: messenger RNA, 3159 nt
Organism: Emys orbicularis (European pond turtle)
Lineage: Eukaryota; Metazoa; Chordata; Testudines; Emydidae
Gene: PEAR1
Product: platelet endothelial aggregation receptor 1
Exons: 23
Coding region: 70-3159 (1029 amino acids)
Cellular component (GO): membrane
Molecular function (GO): protein binding
Source: RefSeq, a predicted model, not a curated record